This is a messenger RNA of Frankliniella occidentalis (western flower thrips), 1326 nucleotides long. RefSeq lists its product as uncharacterized. Lineage: Eukaryota; Metazoa; Arthropoda; Insecta; Thysanoptera; Thripidae. The transcript has 5 exons. The coding region runs from base 1 to 1326 and encodes 441 amino acids. The record is from RefSeq and is a predicted model, not a curated record.
AUGGUGGGCAAGACACCUCGGGUGAGAGGUAGAUAUACCAAGUAUACAAGACACUAUAACAAAGAUUGGGAAAAAGUUCCGGAAUUUGCCAGCUGGAUCUCGGAAACCCCUCAACACCUCCAAGACUUAGGAAUGCCCGAAGCAUGGUGCAAGUUAUGCAGCUGUCCACUCCGGGCACACAGGGAUGGACUUAAGGAUCAUUUGGUUACAGACAAACAUAAGAAGAAUGCGGCUGCCGUGCCAACGAACAGGGCUAGUACUCUUACUAACUACGGUUUUAGGGUCAAAACCAAAGAAUCAAAAGAAAGGGAUCUGGUAUUAGCGGCGCAUGUGGCUUGUCACAGCAGCGUUAGAACUAUCGACCACUUAGGCGAGAUCAUCAAUUGCAUCUCUUCUGAAGGAAAUAGACAGCCACCUUUGAAGUUGCACCGAACUAAGUGCUCCAAAAUAAUCUGCAAAGUCAUUUCUCCCUGCAUGCAGAGGGAUUUAGUCAAAGAUGUCGGCGAUUGUUGGUGUUGGUUCUCCCUCAUAAUUGAUGAGUCUACCGACACAACAACAAUGAAGCAUUUAGCUAUUAUGAUUAAAUACUACAGCCACAAACAUAAGUGCAUGAUUUUGGACUUCCUGGGACUUGUGGAAACACCUGAGUGCACUGCUACAAUCUUAUACAAUGUGAUUAAAGAAUUUUUAAAGAAAAUAGGCCUUAACAUAAAGAAGAUUCUUGCUCUGGGCACUGAUGGAGCUGCUAAUCUCUGUGGUGCACACCAUUCAGUGUUUUCCUUACUUAAGCAGAACGAGUGCCCCAAUUUACACCUUGUGAAGUGUGUGUGCCAUGGCCUAGACAAAUGUGCCAGCAAGGCCAGUGUGGCCUUUCCUUCUUCACUUGGAUAUUUGAUAAGAGAAUCAAGGAACUGGUUCUCCCACAGUGCUUUGAGGAAGGUGCAAUAUGAAAGGGAGUACAAGGCACUCACCGAUGGGCAAAAGCCACCACUUCUUGUCAAGCUGGCUACGACACGGUGGUUGUCCUGGUAUGGCGCCGUAAAGUCGCAUUUGCUGCAGUACUCUGAACUGCGCCACCUGUUCCGGCAAGCAGCGGACGCCGAUCCAGAGAAAAAGAAAUGCCCGAUGGCGCACCAGCUCGCCGCCCUUCAUGAAGAUGGCUCCCAUCUCUUGUACCUAGCAUUCCUCAAGCCGAUUUUACGAGAAUUGACAUCUAUAAAUACACUGUUUCAAAGCUCUGCGGCUGACAUUGCUGGAAAAUCUUUGGUCUUAAGGAAAUUGUUUCAAGUGAAUAAAAUAAAAAAUAAGAACCAAAUUCAGAACUAA